AUGGCUGAGUUACUCCAGAGACGCUCUCUUCCACUGCUGCUGUCUCCGUCAGCCAGUAUGCGGGGUCUCUUCUCCGCCCCGCGCUGCGUGUCCCACUUUCGGCGCCGGCGACGAUGCCACGGUACUGUUGCAGCCCCUGGUACGACGAAGAACAGUGAAGCUGUACAUACACUGCCGUCAUUGUCAGCGUCUCCGUCUCCCUCACCCUUGCCAUCGCCAUCGCCAUCGCCAUCGCCAUCGCCCUCACCCUUGCCAUAUACCCCGCACCAGAUUCCCCCCUCUCGCUCCCCGCGGUCAUCGGCCUUGAAGAAGGCGAAGCCCUUCUCCGAUUUCUUGACAGACACCUUCAACAGGCAGCAUGACUACCUCCGUAUCAGCGUUACGGAGCGCUGCAACCUGCGAUGUCUCUAUUGCAUGCCCGAGGAGGGAGUUGAGCUCUCGCCGGCCGCCAAGAUCCUCACAACUCCGGAAAUCGUCUACCUAUCCUCCCUCUUCGUCUCCCAGGGCGUCACUAAAAUACGUUUGACCGGCGGUGAGCCGACCGUCCGGAAGGAUAUCAUACCUAUGAUGCAGCAAAUAGGGAACCUACGCCGUGACGGGCUGCGCGAAUUGUGUUUAACCACUAAUGGUAUUUCGCUACAUCGAAAACUAGAUAGCAUGGCAGAGGCUGGGUUGACGGGCAUCAACCUAAGUCUGGACACGUUAGACCCGUUCCAGUUCCAGCUCAUGACCCGACGGAAAGGGUUCGAAGCCGUGAUGAAGAGUAUCAACCGUAUCCUUGAAAUGAACAAGCAAGGAGCGGGCAUAAAACUGAAGAUCAACGCUGUGGUCAUGCGCGGAUUGAAUGAUAGGGAGAUCCUCCCCUUCGUUGAACUUGGGCGAGACAAGCCGCUUGAAGUCAGAUUCAUCGAGUACAUGCCGUUCGACGGGAAUAAGUGGAGUCAGGGGAAAAUGCUACCCUACAAGGAAAUGCUCGCGAUCAUUCGAGAGAAGUACCCCAACCUGGAGAAAGUCGCCGACCACAAGAAUGAUACGAGCAAGACAUAUCGCGUGCCCGGGUUCGAAGGUCGCGUAGGAUUCAUUACAAGCAUGACGCAUAACUUUUGCGGAACAUGUAAUCGUCUGCGCAUCACAAGCGACGGGAACCUCAAAGUAUGCUUGUUCGGGAAUGCGGAGGUGUCGUUGCGAGAUAUGAUUCGCAAAGGGAAUAAUGGAGAACCAAUCGACGAGGCAGCGAUGGAGGCGCUCGGCCUGUUGGAAUCUGCCAGAAGAGCCGGCCAGGCUGAACAUGAGGGUCUCGUGAACGAACGAGAGAGGGAACUGCUUGAUAUCAUCGGCAUGGCUGUCAAGCGCAAGAAAGCGAAACAUGCUGGUAUGGGAGAGUUGAAGAAUAUGAAGAACCGACCCAUGAUCUUGAUUGAUGAACAUGGUAUUCCAGUCAAUGAAGCUUCCCAGCGGUCCCUAGGGGCUAUCCACACAAAUGGCAAUGCGCAGAUGCACCCCAGGAAAACGCCCUGGUCUACAAUUCCCACAUAUUUCCUCCAGAGCGCUCCUCUCCCUCGGACGCCCGUCCGCCUCUUCUCGACCAAAAGCCCUGAAAAACCAAAUCCCCCUUCCCCAACCAAACCCCUCAUCCCCGACCUCCCCACAGCCUCCGACCCUUCCCUCCCGCACCUCACCCCGUCCCAAACCGUCCACAUGACCUCCAUCUCCCACAAAGCCGAAACCACCCGCGUUGCCACAGCCAUGUGCCGCGUCACCUUCUCCAAUCCAAAGCCGUACUCCCUCCUCACCACGGCGGAGGGCUAUACGAAGAAAGGCGACGUGCUCUCCGUCGCGCGCGUCGCGGGGAUCAUGGCUGCGAAGCGGACGGCGGAUAUUAUCCCGCUGGCACACCCGGGGCUGGGGAUUACGGGGGUGGAGGUUGAUAUUAGAGCAUGUGCGCCGGAGGAGGGUGUUGGUAGAGGUCCAGGGGCGGAGGCAGAUGGGGCCUCUUCGUCUGUGAAUAGCAGCAGCAGCAGCAGUAGCAGUGGUAGGUCACGGCCAGCUGCUACGUUGACGACGGAAGAUUUGAUCUCCUCCGCCGCUCAUCCGUAUGGUAGUAUCCUGGUUACCGCGACGGUUUCUUGUCAUGGGCGGACGGGGGUGGAGAUGGAGGCGAUGACGGCGGUGAUGGGGGCGGCGUUGACGGUGUAUGAUAUGUGCAAGGCGGUGGAUAAGGGGAUGGUGGUGGGCGAGGCGAGAGUGGUGAGGAAGACUGGGGGCAAGAGUGGGGGGUGGGAGUGGGGGGUUAAAGUCGAAGAUGGAAGCGGAAAUGGGUAGUAGUUUUUAAGGUUUUAGGGUUUUUGAGGAGAUGUCGUUUAUGUAUAGUAAGGUUAGAGCGAGGGCAUGAUAUCUCGUUUGGUGCAUGUGCGAGUCAAUGACGUUGGGAGAGAGAUAGCCUUGUAUAAUUUUUAUUAGGAAAAAACGCAUUGAAGCCGCCAUUUAUUACAUUCUCAUGAAACGCCCCGUUUAACUUAUAGAAAUUGAAACUGAAUCAAGAGAGCACAAAAUAGCAUUCAACAAAGACCAUCUGUCCCG
Messenger RNA from Blastomyces dermatitidis ER-3, 2580 nucleotides. RefSeq names its product molybdenum cofactor biosynthesis protein. The record is from RefSeq and is a predicted model, not a curated record. The transcript has 2 exons. Bases 1 to 2322 code for a protein of 773 amino acids. NCBI's taxonomy places the organism in Eukaryota, Fungi, Ascomycota, Eurotiomycetes, Onygenales, Ajellomycetaceae. Gene Ontology annotation, biological process: Mo-molybdopterin cofactor biosynthetic process. Gene Ontology annotation, molecular function: cyclic pyranopterin monophosphate synthase activity; GTP 3',8'-cyclase activity; metal ion binding.